Molecule: messenger RNA, 1240 nt
Organism: Dipodomys spectabilis (banner-tailed kangaroo rat)
Lineage: Eukaryota; Metazoa; Chordata; Mammalia; Rodentia; Heteromyidae
Gene: Dnase2
Product: deoxyribonuclease 2, lysosomal
Exons: 6
Coding region: 129-1223 (364 amino acids)
Biological process (GO): apoptotic DNA fragmentation
Molecular function (GO): deoxyribonuclease II activity
Source: RefSeq, a predicted model, not a curated record
GCGCCCUGGCCGUGUCCGGGCCCAGGUUCCCAGGCGAGUUUGGGGAAGUACUCGCCCGACUGGGCCGCUCGUGACCCGGCUCCUCGGGGGCCCCGCAGCAGACCCUUCCCUGCAGCGGCACCCACAGGAUGUCGCCGAGCCCUGUGCUGCUGUGCGCCCUGCUGUGGGUCCCUGCGGGGGCCCUGCGCUGUUUUGGGGACUCGGGACAGCCUGUGGACUGGUUCGUAGUGUACAAGCUGCCGGCCCAUAGCGGGUCCGGGGAUGCACCGGGGAGGGGGCUACGGUACAAAUACCUGGACGAGAACUCGGGGGGCUGGCGCGACGGCGUGGGGUCCAUCAACAGCUCCGAGGGAGCCGUGGGCCGCAGCCUGCUGCCUCUGUACCGCAAUAAUGCCAGCCAGCUCGCCUUCCUGCUGUAUAAUGACCAGCCACCCAAAUCCAGCUUGGCUAAGGAUUCCACCAGCAGCCAUGGACAUACCAAGGGGGUCCUUCUCAUGGACCAGGAAGGGGGCUUCUGGCUGGUCCACAGUGUGCCACGCUUCCCUCCACUGGCGUCAUCUGGUGCCUUCAGCUGGCCUCAUAAUGCCCAAAGCUUUGGGCAAACUCUGAUCUGUGUGUCCUUUCCCUUGGAAGAGUUCCUAAGGAUUGGCAGGCAGCUGAUGUACACCUAUCCCUUGGUCUUCGACCACAAGCUGGAAGACACAUUUGCCCAGAAAUUCCCUGACCUGGAGGCAGUCAUCAUGGGCCACCAUGUUGUCCACGAACCUUGGAACAGCAGUGUGACACUUACAUCGCUGGCAGGGUCUACUUUCCAGAGCUUUGCCAAGUCUGGCAAGUUUGGAGAUGACUUGUACUCUGGUUGGUUGGCAGCGGCCCUUGGCAGUGACCUGCAUGUCCAGUUCUGGCAGAAUUCUCCAGGCAUUUUGCCCUCCAACUGCUCUGGGACGCAGCAAAUUCUGGAUGUGACACAGACAGGUUUCCCAGGACCAAGUGGGCCAACCUUCAGGGCUACAGAGGACCAUUCCAAAUGGUGCGUGGCCCCAGAAGGGCCCUGGACCUGCAUUGGUGACAUGAAUCGUAAUCUGGGAGAGGAACAUCGAGGUGGGGGCACACUCUGUACCCAGCUAUCAGCCCUCUGGAAGGCCUUCCAGCCGCUGGUCAAGGCCUGGAAACCCUGUGGAGAAGAGAACAGGGCCUGGAAACUCAGCAGCGCCAGGAACUAAGACUCAGGAACUGGUUU